GAACAAACAGAAACAGCGUACACAGUACAAACACGAAACCAGUUGACCACUUUGCUAUGUUACCUCAUAAAAACCAUUUUCUUCUGUCAUACUCGUAGCAUCAUCAUCAACGACAACCACCACCCCGAUCUGAGGUUCGCACCCAGAAUCCUUUUCUUAUUCCAUACGAGAAACCAAUUUCCUCCGCGAUUUACGAAGGUUUUGUUUGUUUAUUUGACCUUUUGUUUUUCUCGAUCGGAACCGUAGCGUCGUCCACUCUUUGUUGAGUAAAAAGAGUGUCUACACGGUUCGGUUGGAUUGGAUCUUGAAGUUCUGUUUGGAUACUUGCGAUCUGCUACAGCUAUGAACUAAGAUUGCAUGCAAGUUUUUCUUCUGAUAUUUUUCGAGUGCGGAGAUGAACGUGAGCCAUGCGACGGUUCACCCAGUAGAAGAUCUUCCGACGACGGACGGCGGUGGUGGGAACGCGCCGAGGGUGAGGAUGAAGGACUAUUCUGGAAUGCCCGGCACACCCGGUGGGCUGGGCUUGCGUAUUUCCCAGUUUCUCUUCGCGGUUGGGGCGCUUUGUGUCAUGGCUACCACCAGUGACUUUCCUUCCGUCACUGCCUUCAGCUACCUUGUUGCGGCUGCUGGCUUGCAGUGUUUGUGGAGCUUUUCAUUAGCCAUCAUAGACAUCUAUGCCCUUUUAGUGAGGCGUUCUUUGCAGAAUUAUCGACUUGUCACUUUCUUUGCUGUUGGUGAUGGGAUCACAUCCACUCUCAUGUUUGCUGCAGCCUGUGCAUCUGCUGGCAUCACAGUGCUUAUUGACAAUGACCUUGGUAUCUGUUCACAAAACCACUGUGUGGAAUUUGAAACUGCUACAGGUCUGGCUUUCAUUAGUUGGUUUGCAGCAUUACCAUCUUUUUUACUGAACUUCUGGUCAUUGGCAUCCCGAUAAACUACAAGGAAGAGAGAAAAGAUAGAGGCCACUUGGAAUACCAUGUGAAGUUUAGACCCUGUUGGCGUUUUCUCUCUUGCCUGUUGUGAUUUGCAAUGCCCGAAGUACAGAAAUUCAGUUGUGUUGUAACACGUGUAUAUACCAUGUAUAUCAGGUUGGAAUGUUCUUCAUAUAAUCAAAGUGAUGAAUAUAAGGAUUGAUUUGGUCAGAGUGGGUGUCCACUAAACUUCAUCAUGGAUUUAUGACUUAUUUUCUUGUAUGGUGACAAGAAUUAGCAAUAUAUACAUUUUUAA
Juglans microcarpa x Juglans regia is the source of this 1227-nucleotide messenger RNA. Its product is annotated as CASP-like protein 5A2. The record is from RefSeq and is a predicted model, not a curated record. Lineage: Eukaryota; Viridiplantae; Streptophyta; Magnoliopsida; Fagales; Juglandaceae. The coding region runs from base 395 to 934 and encodes 179 amino acids. The transcript has 4 exons. Gene Ontology annotation, cellular component: plasma membrane.